GUGACCAUGGACAUGGUGAAUGCGCUCUUCGACUUUGGCCAGUUCCAGUUCCGGUGCGGUCAGUACGGACCCGCCGCCGACAUGCUCUACCAGUUCCGUGUCCUGUCCACCGACAACGACAAGGUGGCUGCCGCGACAUGGGGCAAGCUCGCCUCCGAGAUCCUGCAGACCAACUGGGACGCGGUCGUGGACGAGAUCAAGAAUGUCCGCGAAGGCAUCGACACGCGCCUGUUCAGCAACCCGCGCGCGCAGCUCGACCACAGGACCAUGCUGGUGCACUGGUGCCUGUUCCCCCUGUUCAACUCGGACACGGCCCGGGAACCGAUCCUGGACAUGUUCUUCUCCGCCGCCUUUAUCAACACCAUCCAGACCAGCUGCCCGUGGGUCCUGCGCUACCUCAUCGCCGCCGUCAUCACCGGCCGCAACCGUGGGCGCAACUCGUCUCUCCAGCAGAAGCAGCUCAAGGACAUUGUCCGCUACGUCCGCCAGGAGGCCUACGAGUACACCGACCCCCUGACGCAGUUUGUGAACGCGCUCUACAUUGCGCACGACUUUGAGUCGGCGCGCGAGGCCCUCCGUCUCGCCGAGCAGGUCUGCCGCUCCGAUUUCUUCCUCGCGUCCUCGGCCGACGCCUUUGUCGACGCCGCCCGCCACCUCAUCUGCGAGUCGUACUGCAAGAUCUUCAGCCGCAUGAACAUUCACGACCUCAGCGAGAAGCUCGGCCUCAACCCGGCCGACGGCGAGAAGUGGAUCGUCAACCUGAUCCGCGAGACGCGCCUCGACGCCAAGAUUGACAGCCAAGACGGCACCGUCGUCAUGAACCACCCGCCCAACAACGUCUACCAGCAGGUCAUUGAGAAGACAAAGGGUGGCUUCUUCCGGACGCAGGUCCUCAACGCGGCGGUGACCAAGGCGUCGUCGUGA
Emericellopsis atlantica is the source of this 924-nucleotide messenger RNA. RefSeq lists its product as uncharacterized. The annotation marks the transcript as partial. NCBI's taxonomy places the organism in Eukaryota, Fungi, Ascomycota, Sordariomycetes, Hypocreales, Bionectriaceae. The record is from RefSeq and is a predicted model, not a curated record. Gene Ontology annotation, cellular component: cytoplasm; nucleus; eukaryotic translation initiation factor 3 complex. The transcript has a single exon. Gene Ontology annotation, biological process: translational initiation. Gene Ontology annotation, molecular function: translation initiation factor activity.